Messenger RNA from Mus caroli (Ryukyu mouse), 363 nucleotides. NCBI's taxonomy places the organism in Eukaryota, Metazoa, Chordata, Mammalia, Rodentia, Muridae. The record is from RefSeq and is a predicted model, not a curated record.
UUCCGCUGUCCAGAGGCACUCUUUCAAUCUUCUUUCCUAGGCAUGGAGUCCUGUGUCAUCCAUGAAACCACCUUUAACUACAUCAUGAAGUGUGAGGUAGACACCUUCAAGAAACUUUAUGUCAUUACAGUGCUGUCUGGUGCUACCACCAUGUAUCAAGGCACUGCUGAUAGGGUGGAGAAGGAGAUCUCAACUCUAGGACCCAGCACAAUGAGGAUUAAGAUCAUUCCUCACCCUGAGCACAACUACUCGGUCUGGAUUGGUGGCUCCAUCCUGGCCUCACUGCCUACCCUCCAGCAUAUGUGCAAUAUGCAGGAGUAUGAGAAGUCGGACCCCUCCAUCAUCCACCACAAAUGCUUCUAG